Messenger RNA from Sclerotinia borealis F-4128, 1836 nucleotides. Lineage: Eukaryota; Fungi; Ascomycota; Leotiomycetes; Helotiales; Sclerotiniaceae. The record is from the annotation of a GenBank genome assembly.
AUGUCUUCUCAGGACUUUGUUGAAGCAAACUCGCUUUCUGGUCUCACCCAACUUGCUGGGAACCCUCCGAAGUAUCCACGAAAUCCAACCGAGCGGAACAGGGCCAAUCUGGUGCUUUAUAUCGCUCGAGUACCAGGUAGUAAUGAUAUCAUCCUUACUACCUUGAAGCCACAACUCAAGAACGUCACAUCCGAGGAUAUCGCAAGCUCUUUAUAUUACUUGCAUCUAAACUCGGAUGAGGACGCCCAACUCUUACCCGAGGAGCAGCCCAUUCCUUCUCGGGCAUUAUCUAAGAAGACUUUACCCCGAAAACCCGUGCCCGAUAGCUUUAGAGGUCAGUCUCUGGAUAUUAAUAGGCAAAGUAUGUUAAACCCAGAGCGCCUACGACAACAAGUACCUGCGCUAGAUACUCAAAAGGAAGAUACUUCGGGACAAGAUGUCAUCUUGACUCCGCGUGAUAGCCUCGCCAAUACGCCAAUGGUGACAGAAGCAGGUACAUCUCGGCGGUCGGUAGGUCAGCAUCCUCCUGUGCGUGCCGAUACCGUCAACAGAAAGCCUCCCUCGAAAGUAACGCCCCAGAGUUCGAUAUUCACGUCAGAGUCUUCUCAAAUUGGUAGUCUUGAUCACAAUGACCUGGGAGUUUCACACCGACCUCAAAGUAGCCAUACGAUGUUCGAAAGGCCGAAACCAAUCGACGAUUUCGCAAAGGCAUUUUCGAUAACCAUUAUUCGACGAGAUCCAACUUCGGGCGGCCAAUGGAAUGUCGGCAUAGUUGAAGGAAAAUCAAAUCCUCCCACGGAAGGAAUGACGGCGACUAAAAAGCCUUACUAUGACAUUUCUGUGCAUAUCACAACGCCAGGCUAUAACUAUUUCCGCUACCACACUAACCCGAUAGGCAAUAUCAAGCUCGGUGGUACAAAUCCGAGUCGGGAGUCACAAGGAGCUAAUUAUCAACCUCCCGGAAAUGAAGGAUCCACAUCAGUGACGCAAAAAGCUGGGGUCUCCGGAUCAGGUUUUCACCGUCAAGUCUCUAUGGAAUGGGCUAAUUCAUGGAAUAAAACCUUCAAGCAACAUCGAAGGGCGAUAUCUGAUUUCUCGGUAAAUCACAGCAGGAAUAGCAGUGGUAGCUCGGAUGCCCCACAGCAAUCUGAUCCAGAUAAUCGGUCCACGGAAGGAUACGAGAAUUCUCGCGCCAAGGGUUACACAUUCUUAAGUCCUUGGGGAGGUACCUGCACAUUCUCUACCGGUGGCGCGGGUCGGUCCUUACGGUGUCGACACAGAUUGCCAGCCCCAGUGUCCGCCGACGCUCUGGCCUCCUCGUCGAGCUCGGUGACUGUGAGCGAGCUUCGCUUCAAUCUACCAAGUUCGGAUUUAUUCGAUAGAGAGAAAAUGGACUUGGCUGCAGCUCAAGUCAAGAUUGGAUCGUCUAAACUCACACGAAAACUAGGGAGUUUCCGCAAGAGACUAUCUAAGUCUAGCCCUCAACAUCCAUCUGAAACUCAGCCGCAUCAAACGUCUCGUGCUACCCCACAUACAAGUAAUGGGGAAGAUCUUUCUUCACUACCACCAAGACCUUCCUCAAUUAGCUCGUCAUAUGAAGAAGGUUCUCCGCCCCUGGCACAGAGAUUACAUAACUUUUUAGACGACCUGACAAUAUCGAACGAUAACGUCGAUCGAUUGGACCUUAGUAUUGGACAGGAGAAAGCAGGUGGCGGAAAUAGAGGCAAACGCGCAAAACUGGGAAAACUGAUUAUCCAUGACGAGGGCUUGAAAAUGUUAGAUUUGAUCGUCGCGGCCAAUGUUGGCGUUUGGUGGACUGUUUGGAGUCCAAAUUAG